This is a messenger RNA of Sesamum indicum (sesame), 2375 nucleotides long. RefSeq lists its product as uncharacterized. NCBI's taxonomy places the organism in Eukaryota, Viridiplantae, Streptophyta, Magnoliopsida, Lamiales, Pedaliaceae. The record is from RefSeq and is a predicted model, not a curated record.
CAAGACUGGGAAUCUAACAUUUGAAUUCUCCCUUAUAGACUGACGCAUACAAUCCUGCACCCUCUCUCUCUCUCUUUCUCUCUCACACGCUCACACACACACACAACCUCAGACAUCGGCUCAUUUAAAUUUUGUCAUUCUAUACAAAUUCAUAUGUUUGUACAUACGAUGUUUCAUUGGGAAUAAAUGGAUGCAUGAGUACAUAGCUAGAGAGUUGUGAUAGCGAUUGGUGGGAGCAUCAACCUCACGCACAUCAAGAAAACCUUGCAGAAGUUGAACUCUUGGCUGAAACAACGUUUUGAACUAGUUUGUUAACUGUCUUUUAUGAGGUGGGCUUGGAGAAAUUCAAUCAAUUCAAUCGUCUCCACCUCGCUCCUCUCUGCUCCAAUGAUUUCAUUCCUCUUAAGGGAUCAUUCUAUGUACUGAUUUGGGGAGUGAAGAAAGAUGAACACGAAAGCCCGGAGGAGUUUGCAGUCUAUGAAGGCUCUUGUGAAGCAUGAAAAGAGAACAUAGUGGAAAUACAGAGUAGCUGGAUAAUGGAUGCUGAGAAACCAAGUACGAGCCGUCGAGGCUCAGUUAGAGAAAGAAAGAUGGCAUUGCAACAAGAUGUUGAUAAGCUGAAGAAGAGACUCAGACAUGAGGAAAAUGUUCAUAGAGCUUUGGAAAGAGCCUUUACUAGACCGUUGGGAUCUCUUCCUCGUUUACCACCUUAUCUCCCCCCUCAUACAUUAGAGCUUCUAGCUGAAGUAGCUGUUCUGGAAGAAGAAGUCGUUCGGCUUGAAGAAAAGGUGGUGCAUUUCAGGCAAGGAUUAUAUCAAGAAGCUGUCUACAUUUCGUCCUCCAAGAAAAACAUGGAUAAUUCAGCUGAUUUAUGUGACCCUGUUCAGAUAAAAUAUCUGAAGACAAAGCAAUCCGAUUCGUCGCUUCAUACUGAGGCAAAUUCUCCAACGAUCGUAUUGAAAACUUUACCUUCUCUUUCAGAUGAAAGGAGAGGAAAAGAGAACCAGUCAAGCACCAAUUCACUAAAGAACAAGAGAUUGCUCAACUCAAAAGUACAACCAAUGAGAACUCGAGUUAAAAAGUCGCCCAUUGGAUGCACAUCAGGCAAGAGGCACUCAGAUCCUCAGAUAUCGCAGUUGGAAAGCCAAGUGAUGGACCAUGAGACUUCAGAAGAGAAGAUUCCUGUAAAGCGGGACGCAAUAUCACCAAUAGAUGACAGUCCGAACAAAAUUUCUGAGAGUAUUCUGAAAUGCUUAAUGAAAAUAUUUUUGAGAAUGAGUUCCAAGAAGAAUAGCACUAUCACUGAAACAUUACCUGCAGUGCCUGUGCUACAUUCUUUAGAAAGCUUAGCAUAUGCAGAGUGUAAUGAUCCUUACGAUUUGUGUUCAAAGUUUGGGAAGAGAGAAAUUGGUCCAUACAAGCAUUUAGUUUCCAUUGAAGCUUCUUCCAUCAACCCGAACCGAACAGCAAUAUCCGUCUUCCUGGUUCAGAGACUAAAGCUUCUGCUCCAGAGACUUGCAACAGUUGAUUUGAAGGGCCUAAGCCAUCAAGAAAAGCUUGCCUUUUGGAUUAACAUCUACAAUUCAUGCAUGAUGAAUGCAUUUAUUGCGUAUGGCAUUCCAGAUAGCCCUGAAAUGGUAGUUGAACUGAUGCAGAAGGCAACAGUAAAUGUUGGCGGACACAUUCUCAAUGCAAUAACCAUCGAGCAUUUCAUAUUGAGAUUGCCUUAUCACUCACAAUAUACUUUCUCGAAAGGUACAAAAUACGAUACACGUGGAAUGCUUGGUCUGGAAAUAUCUGAACCGUUGGUAACAUUUGCUCUGUCUUGUGGAAGCUGGUCCUCCCCUGCUGUGCGAGUUUACACCGCAUGUCAAGUUGAAAACGAGCUGGAAACGGCUAAAAGAGACUACUUACAAGCAGCAGUUGGCAUUUCAAACGCUAACAAAGUUAUAGCAAUACCGAAAUUACUGGAUUGGUAUCUCCUAGACUUUGCUAAGGACUUGGAGUCGUUGCUGGAUUGGAUAUGCCUUCAACUACCAUCCGAACUUGGAAAAGAAGCAAUGAAAUGCAUCGAGAACAUGGAAGAUGAGCCUCACUUACAGACUCUUCACAUAAUACCGUACGAGUUUAGCUUCAGGUACCUUUUCCAGACAUGAAUAAGGUUAGCCCAAGCCAAGUCUUGUCGAGAUUUUAGCAGUUGUUGAGGUUGAAUUUUCCUCUGCACAGAUAUAGAUAUAUUGAAACAAUUGAAUAGUCUUUUCAGUCUACCUGGAAUGUUUCUAGAAGGGGUGUUUGGGGAUGUAAACGUUUCAUUAUUUUGAUUCAUUUUUUCAAAAGAGUGCAUAUAUAGAAAAUCCACUCCAUUUUCCAGGCAA